AUGCAGCCGCUUGCGUCUUCCACCGCCCCUACAGAAGAAAUUCAAAGCAAACAGCACGCGGCUGCAAGCGCCAUCGCCAGAGUGACUGUGAGUAAGGCCAUCGAUGAGGCGGUCGCCUGGAUACUAUCCGACCCGUCGGAGUGCUUUCUCUACAAGUUCCCCCGCGAAUGCGAGCAACGGCCCAACACCAACAAUCGCCUACAGCUUGCACAAAUCGCCGCUUUGGAGGCCUACGGCGCCUCAACUUCGGCGAAAGAGCGGCGGAGCAGCGUGCGUGCAGUCACCAAAUCGAAUGUGCGCAAACGCAUAGACUGGCUGCGCAUCGACGAGGUCUCGUUGCACCAGGUCGUGCAGUUGGUCUACGAUUACCUCAGCUUAUGGCGCCUU
Messenger RNA from Rhagoletis zephyria (snowberry fruit fly), 387 nucleotides. RefSeq lists its product as uncharacterized. The record is from RefSeq and is a predicted model, not a curated record. Lineage: Eukaryota; Metazoa; Arthropoda; Insecta; Diptera; Tephritidae.